AUGACGUCCAGAUCAAUCGCCUCUUCCUCGGGGUCCUCCUCGCUUUUGUCGCAGAAGAAGAUGAACACGCCGCCCAGCUUCGUCAACGAAGCUCAGCGAACCCUCCUUUACUUCCGAGCUCUGGAUGCGGACUCUCCCGACUCCAUUCUCGGAGACGUCUACGCCAAACAGCUCGUCAAUAAGAUCCGCCUGGAUAUCGUCGACACGAUGGGCCAGGAUGUACGCUACGUGAGCUUCUGGUGUCUUCGUGCCAAAAGGAUCGACACGUGGUGCCGGGAUUUUCUCGCCGAGAAUCCAGAGUGCACUGUCGUGAACCUGAGCUGUGGGCUCGACACCCGGAUACAACGUCUGGAACCGCCCCGGUCUGUCCGAUGGAUUGAUGUCGACCACACGGAUGUCAUCGACUUUCGGAAACGCGUAUUCCCCACGCCUAACGGCGAUUACAGCGCCGUGGCUGUGGAUAUCGCGGACAACGACACCUCGUGGAUUUACGCCCUCCCCAACAGAAGACCGACCCUUGUCAUCGCCGAGAGUAACAUGUUCUAUCUGAGGCCAGAGGUCGCCAAGGGCAUUUUCUACACCAUUGCAGAGCAUUUUACCCAUGGUCAGAUUGUCUUUGACGUCCUCGGGUCUCUCUGCGCUAGCCUCAUCAAUAUGAAGAUGGCUACUGUCCAGAAGAAGACGGGCAUGAAGAUUCUCUGGCCUGUCAAUGACCCCCAAGUGAUGACACGCAUUCACCCCAAGAUUAGAUUCAUAGAUGAGUUGAGGUACACUGACGAUAUGCCACCCUGGUUUGGCGAGUUUAAGACCAAGAUCCUCAAGCUACUACCUGGCUACCGUAACCUUGGCAGAGUCAUCCUGUUGGGUUUCGAGGAGCAGAACCGGGGCUUGGAGAGCCGCGAGAUGUCGUUUGUAGACACAUCGUCGCAUCUCUCGGGGGACACUGAGUACUUCACUGGAAUGGCCGAAGGCUUGAGCAGAGUCUCGACUAUCCAACGAGAAUAA
This is a messenger RNA of Clonostachys rhizophaga, 1005 nucleotides long. The record is from the annotation of a GenBank genome assembly. Lineage: Eukaryota; Fungi; Ascomycota; Sordariomycetes; Hypocreales; Bionectriaceae.